AUGACGGAUAAGGGAAAUGACGAAGAGGUGCCAAGAGUCACCGAACAAAUGAGAGAAGUGAUUGCUGAAGAGGUAGGAAAAGCAAUCGAGAACAGCUUGUCGGGUUUCAUCGAUAAAAUCCAAAACAUGGUGUUAUCAGUGGUGGAUGCAAGAAUAAAGAAAUUGGAGGAUAAUGCAAAUUUAGCUAAGGAGAAGUUGGGAGAACGUAAGGGUUGCUCGUACAAGGAAUUUAUGGCAUGUAAACCACCACUCUAUCACGGAGAAGUGGAUCCGAUAGUGUGCCAAAGAUGGUUGAGUGAUCUUGAAGGGGUGUUCGAGAGAACCCACUGUGAUAUAAGUGACUUCGUAGCCUAUGGCACGGGUCAACUGAGGGGCCAAGCAAAAGACUGGUGGGAUAAUAAGAAAAAGGAAAUUGGUAGCGAGGAAACGAAGGCGAUGACAUGGGACGAGUUUAAGGUACCCUUCCUUAAACAUCACAGUCCCAAAGCGGUUAUCAAUCGAAUCAAAGAAGAAUUUAUCCAGCUUAGGCAGAAGGGCGAAUCCAUUGAUAAAAUCACGGGAACCUUUCUUGACAAAUUAAGGUUUUGUGAUGAAUUGGUAACGACCGAAGAACAGAAGGUGUAUUAUUAUUAUAAUAUGCUAAGCGCAGAGUAUCGGGAGUUCAUGACCCCCUCAAAAUAUGAAACCCUCACCGAAAUCAUCAACGCCGCUCGGGAAAGAGAGAUAGAGUUGAAGAAACAAGUUGAGAGGGGUGAAAGAAGGACGCAAGUGGUUAAUCCAAGUCCUACGAAAAAGGCACGCGUAAAUGACUCAUCAAAGAAGCAAGAAGGAAAAAGUAGCUCGCCAAGCUGUAAAGUAUGUGGGAAAGGGCACAAGGGUGAGUGCAGGUUUAAGGACAAGCCGUGUCCUAUAUGCGGGAAGACAGGGCACACGGCUGCAUUGUGCCCGGGGAAAGUUUCGGUAUGCUACAAAUGUUAUCAGCCGGGUCACAAGAAAUCCGAGUGCCCGGAAUUGUCCGGAAAGAGGGAAGACAAGAGUGCACACACCGAAGCACCAAAAGCUAAAGCUAGAUCUUUCCAGUUAACGGCAGUGGAGGCGAAAACGGAGCUCGAUGUGGUCUCAGAUGAUGAGGAAUACCCGAUAGAUUUAAUUCCUAUGUCCAUGGGAGAGUUCCAAGUAGUGGUCGGAAUGGAUUGGCUAUCCCGACAUAAUGCGAAAGUCAUGUGUUUCCGCAAGGAGAUAAAACUAAAAUCUCCAAGUGGGAAAUCGAUUAUCAUACGUGGUGAGAAGGAAGGAAAACCUGUUAUGUGCUCAAUGAUAAAAGCUUAUAAGCUCAUGAAGCACGGAUGUAGAGCAUUCAUGAUAUACGCAAAUGAACCAAGCAAAGGGUCGUUAAAGAUUGAAGACGUGCCGGUAGUGCGCGAAUACGCCGAUGUGUUCCCGGAAGAUCUACCGGGAAUACCGCCGGAACGGGAGGUCGUUAGGUACAUGGAGUUUGCACACGGAGAAGCUGGUCGUUGUGGGAUUGGAACGUGA
Molecule: messenger RNA, 1536 nt
Organism: Helianthus annuus (common sunflower)
Lineage: Eukaryota; Viridiplantae; Streptophyta; Magnoliopsida; Asterales; Asteraceae
Exons: 3
Coding region: 1-1536 (511 amino acids)
Molecular function (GO): nucleic acid binding; zinc ion binding
Source: RefSeq, a predicted model, not a curated record